AUGGCCCAAUCAAAUGACGUAUUCUGUCUAGCACAUUUCUGUGAGAUCCACGGACCCACCACAAUUCUAUGCUGCCAAAAACUGGAUUCACCGCUAGAAAAUUCCAGCAGCUUACUGUCUACAUGUGACUCAUGUGCGUUGCAGCUCCCUGAGUCCGCAACUCGUCUAGUUACAACCUCUGAACUCAACCACACCAACGACAAGUAUGUGUCCACACACUACCCGGUGUCAGAACGAAUUUAUACGAGUUUGAAGAAGUUGGUAAUGAAGUGCUUAUCUGUAGAGGCGGUGGCAGAUCCGCUGAAGGUAUUGUUCUUCGGAGACGCAACCUAUGGCUUCUGUCUCAGCAAGGUGUUUAGUAUCAAGGACAUCAACGCCCGUGGAGGAGAGCGAAAGUAUGCCAUGUUGAUGGUUUCUGACUCCGAGUCGCAUCUUAUACGAAGCUGGGAUACAGUGUCGACAUAUUUCAACGAGAUGAUUGGACUAAUACAGAGACAGGUGGAGGAGAGAAUGGAGGAGACGGCCAAGAACAAUGCUAGUGACAACGAGAGGUACUUGCGGAGGUCCAAAAAUAUAGCGAAAUCUUUGGUUGUGCUUACGAACGAUGCACAGAUUUUUGUCAAGGUGCACUUGUGGGCAAUCGAGUUGCUCAAGGACAUGCUGUAA
Messenger RNA from Sungouiella intermedia, 666 nucleotides. The record is from the annotation of a GenBank genome assembly. NCBI's taxonomy places the organism in Eukaryota, Fungi, Ascomycota, Pichiomycetes, Serinales, Metschnikowiaceae.